GCGGAAUCGUUCGGAUCGUCCUUCCUCCGGUUGUGCGCGCGCUUUUUUCUCUCAACUAUCCUUCCAAUCUAGGUACCAACUACAUCCGGUGUCUGUGGCGAAGUUUUGUAACUGAAUCGGAAAAGCGAGUUGAAUCAUCAUUUCACUCAGCUGGGAAAGUGUAAUUUGAUUGGAUUUGUUUUGUGUUUUGGCCGUUGCAACGAAUGCCCAGCUGUUGUCUGUUCUCGUUUUUGGCGAUACCCACAUUGGCAGGUUCAGUUUUGCGCGCCUUUCGGUGAGUUUUUUUUUUCUGCUGUUAGGAUAUUUUGGGAAUGCUGCCGGUAGAGAAAUAGUCUGUAGAGGGGUUGUUGUAAUGUGUUGCGAGGUGGAGUAAUUUGGUUAUCAUUAAACGGUGAUUUGGUUUUGCGCCGAAACUGUGCCCUGGGGGAAAUGGUGCUUGAUGAGGCUGAGUGAAAUCGAGGAAUUUGCCGCUUCAUGGUGAUGGAUAUUCCCGGAAGAAUUUCAAUGAGGUGUGAAGAAUGCUUUUGAUGUCGAAGCGGAAAUAAUAGUCCCGGAUAGAGAAUUGAUAGAUCCUUGUCACUAUCGGACGGACAGCUGCUGGGAGUGGAUUUUCCCCCGGAGUUGGACACCGGACUUUUCGCAUCUAGAUCGCUCUCUCUGGCCCCGGGAACAACCGAAGCUUGAAAAGGUCGCCAUAUUCCAUAGACCUGGCCCAUCAAUCGGCUGAUGCUGCUGAAAUCCUGUAAAACGGCUUUUUUGCAUGAGAGAUGGCUCGCAGCAGGGAAAAUUUAAUCCUGACGAAUGAGUAACAAAAGCAUUUUCCAUCACCAACCAGCAGCAGCCCACACCAGGCAGAGACCAGCCAAUGAGUGACUGACGUAGGUGGGUGGGCGUUGAGGAUACUAACAGCAACAGCCCUAAAGUCAAAACCAAUCCUCCCACUUCUGGUGCUGCUGUUGCCUGACGAACUUUGCGUUUGUAGGGAAAAUUGAAUCAGAUCGGAUCCCUAGUAAGACCCACCUUCGGAUGAUGAUAGUGAGUUGCAGGAGGUAUUAAUCGUAUGGAGCUGAGCUGAGCCCAAAUCAAACCAACUGGAUUCUCGGGGAGUAAAAAAACGAAUAAAUUUUAAACAAAAGACCGUCCGCCGUGUCGGUGGAAUGGAAUCGUGCAAAACUCCCAGUGUCUCGCAUGAUACUUUCAGGAGAGCAACAAACAAAUCCGGCUGGACACCGAGUGACCUCAAAGACUUAUUCGUUUACUGAAAAGAACAAAAAAAAAAAAGAGCAACCAAAAAAAAGUGAACUCUCCAAAAGGGAUUUGGAAAAACUCAAUGGAAAAUGGUCAGUUGAAAGUAGACAAAUUUCCAACAAACACGAAACCGCAUGGUCGUCAUGGACUGAAGUGAAUACAAAAGUGUAAAAUAACUGGAAGGCGGCAAACGUUGAAAAGUGAGUUAAGCCAACGGAAGAGGCCAAAGUAAAGAAAAAAAAAAAGUUUUCGUUCGUUCAAAAGACCAACCCGACACGGGAUGCAGGAAGUGGAAUAUUUUAGCGAUAUCUUAUCCAGUGCCGGAUCCCAUCGUCCGGCCACCAGGACGGAAACCCAAAAACAGCAACCCAGAAACCAGACGGCGACAACGGUGGUGCAUCUUGCUCGGAAAUGUAGCUACGACGAUUUCGGACUGGAUUCUCAGAAGCACCACCAGGAGCAUCCGCCGUCAGCUCUAACCUCACAUAACAAAUGCGAUGAAAAUGUAAAUCAUGCCGCAGAUCCUUUCCGGCUGCUGCCCGGGGGAACGACGACGACGACGUCGACAACGUCAUCGUCUUCAUCGGCGUCGUCACCUUUUGCGUCCUCUUCGUCGUCGGCCAAUUCAUCGGAGGAGGACAAUUCGCCCACCGAGAUGAACAACUGCCUCAAGUUUGCCGAGAAGCCUACCCUGAUCAAACGCUUCGCACUAGGAUUUCUACGCGCCACCGAGGAAAAUCUACCGCUGAUGUGCGACCACCAUAAAUCAUCUCCAACUUCACCGCAGAAGAAAUUGAAUGACAUCCUGUCGGAGGACAUCUACAACCUGGAUCGGAUCGUUUCGAGCAAAUUCGGUGACUCGUGCCGGCAAUCGCUCGCCACGGGACGCCCUCUUCCGGCUGCUGCUGUUCCUUCCUUCCGGCCGGAUGUGGAGUACGAGUUCCGCCGGAAUGUGCUCAUGCGGCGGCAGAUCAACAGUGCCAAUUCGAGCCCGAAACGGUUCAUUCCGAACAUCAAACGGACGGACAGCCUGAACAGCAUCGAAGACAACGACUUGGAUAGCGCUUCGUGGUUCCAGGCAGGAUUGCCGAGAGAAAUUUCGCUGGAAGUGCUGACAGAACAGGCCCCAGGGGCUUUCCUGGUGCGAAGAAGUACCACCAAGCAUGGAUGCUUCGCACUUUCCUUGAGGGUACCACCGCCUGGGCCAAAAGUAGUGCAUUAUUUAAUCUUGAGAACCGAACGUGGUUAUAAAAUUAAGGGCUUCACCAAGGAAUUUUCCUCGCUGCGAGCCCUGAUCACGCACCAUUCGGUGAUGCCGGAAAUGCUUCCGGUUCCGCUGUCUCUUCCUAGGCCCCAGAACAUCCCCAUCAAGUGCAAGCGAGUGGACGACUACGAUAGCUUUAGCACCCUGCACGAGUUUUCCAAAUUGUUCUCCGAUCUGGACCUGUGAUAGGCCUUGAAGCGACCAUGGGAAGGAAAAUGUUGACGCACACUGUUGUUUGAUUUUUGUAAUGAUAAGAUAACUGUGGGAAACCUGUGGGGAAUAGGGACCGUUAGAAUGUGAAAAAGAAAUAAAUGUUUGAAUCGUCGAAGAAUAAUACGUCAAAAACAUAAAACAAUCAAAAUUAUAAUCUAUAAACCAAAAAAAAAACACAGUGAUUUUUUUAAAUUUUUUUAAAUUAAAUUUAAAUUUUUGUAAAAAAAAUGUCAAUCAAUGUACAAAACACUGAAUUGUUCCGUUCCUUUAGUAAUUUUUUUUUUGUAAACUAACUGAUAAAUAAAGCCAUUAGAAUGAUCCUUAUGUGCUUAAAAACCCUAAGACGUAUGUAUGAUAUUGUGAUAUGUAUAGACCAUGUAUAGACCGUACCGUAUACAACAAUCUUUGACCGCAGCUGCAUGUAAAAUUGAUUAGAAUAAAUUGGA
This is a messenger RNA of Uranotaenia lowii, 3171 nucleotides long. RefSeq names its product EGFR adapter protein-like. NCBI's taxonomy places the organism in Eukaryota, Metazoa, Arthropoda, Insecta, Diptera, Culicidae. The coding region runs from base 1529 to 2698 and encodes 389 amino acids. The record is from RefSeq and is a predicted model, not a curated record. The transcript has 5 exons.